Molecule: messenger RNA, 1209 nt
Organism: Thlaspi arvense
Lineage: Eukaryota; Viridiplantae; Streptophyta; Magnoliopsida; Brassicales; Brassicaceae
Source: the annotation of a GenBank genome assembly
AUGCCAAAUCGCGAUUUCGAGAGUAUUGUGUUCUUCACAAAUCUAUAUUUGUUAAGGAUGUCGACAGUGUCCAGCUUUGAUUUGUUCUUGUAUGUUGGUGGUUACUGGUCAGGGGAGGGAUUAUAUUAUGGUGGAGAGGCUGAAAUGGUAGGAAAGAUAAAUUCAGAGGCUGCUGAUGAUGAUCAUACUGUGGAGCAAGAAGAUGAAGAAGAGCAGCAUGAUAGUAGUGGUGAAAGUGAUUUGGCCGCUGUUGUAGCACAAGUAGAUGAGAGUAAGUGUAAAAGUUUUAGGUUGGGGCAAGAAUACAGCACGAUUGAAGCUUUUAAGAGGGCUAUUACUCAGUAUGCAGCAAGGAAGAGGAGAGACCUUAGUUAUCACAAGUCAGAUAGUAAACGUGUAGUUGUAAUAUGCUCAGACAAGAAGUGUCCAUGGAGGAUCUCUGCAUCUAUCAACAGCAGCAGUAUUAGAGUGGUUGUUAGGGCUUUCAACAAUGAGCAUAACUGCACUUGGCAAGGAGAAGCGGCCUAUGAUGACUUGAAGAUAUCUAUUUAUUGUCCAUGGUCAAGAGCAAAGGCUUUGUUGGACGAGCAGAUCCACAAAACGAAGGACUGUAUCCCUCUAAUAGACAAGUUAAGGAGUUGCUACGCUAAUCCAUUGAAGGCAGUUGGAGGCAUGAACAUGUGGGAACGCACUGGUUCGCAUGUAAAUCCUCCUCCAUAUAAGAAGCCUCCUGGUAGACCUCCAAGAAAGAAAAGAAAGAGAGAAGCCGGUGAAGCAAGACCAGGAAUGAUUUCCAAGAAAGGAACUAAAAUUCAUUGCGGCCUUUGUGGACAAGAAGGACAUAACAGGCUAUAUUGUAAGAGUCUACCUGUUGAUAAGCCACCAAAGCAACCAAAAGGGAGGCCAAGGCUUCAUCCAGUUGCAUCAGCAUCAUCUUCUCAAAUGCCAGUUAUAUCCGCAUCAUCUUCUCAAGCACCGGACGAAUCAACAGGACUUGUUGCACAAAGCCAGCCGAUGGAAGAUCUUCCAAGCAUUUCAGAUGCUCUCACAAGAAGGGGUCGGGGAAGGCCUCGCAAAAGCCAGUUUUCUGGUGCUUCAUCCUCUCAACCAAACCCUACUACUCGGCAAGAACCUAUCUAUGACAAUGGCCCAGUAAAUAUUCCGAGGGAAGGUGUUGGUCUCUUUACAAGCUUAACUGGUGAUGACUAA